Molecule: messenger RNA, 2055 nt
Organism: Funneliformis caledonium
Lineage: Eukaryota; Fungi; Glomeromycota; Glomeromycetes; Glomerales; Glomeraceae
Source: the annotation of a GenBank genome assembly
AUGUCGCUAAAACGUAAAGCUAAAGGACCUAAGUUGCCUGAUUCUCUUCAAGAACAACUUGUUGAAACUCAACGAAUUCAACUUGGAAUAAACGUUCAGUCGCCUGCGAAACGUCAGAAAACUAAUCAACCGCAAACUUCUACAACAAAGUUUAUCUCUGACACAAAUGUUUCAAACAAAAAAUCAAAAAGCACAAAAAAAAUGAAUUAUUCACAGAAAUUAGAAAAGCUAUCUACAACAAACCCAAAUUUUUAUUCACUACUUGAAGAUUCAAACCUUGUUGUCUCAAACAAAAACACUUUAACCGAAUCUAAAAGUGUCGAUGACAAGGAAAUUAAACGAUUAGAAAAAAAAUUGGGAAUAAAAACUGGAGGAAAAUUAACAAAAGCUUUUGAAGAAGAUGGAUUAGACGAGUUAUUGCAAGGGUUCGAAAUUGGUUCGAAAAAUUCGAAAAAAUCUAAAUCUAUAUCAGAGGAGAAUGAAGAAAUUGAUACUUCACAUUAUAACGACGAUGAUUUUGAUGAAUCGGAGCAUGAAAGUGAUGAUGAAAACUCCGAUAUGAUGGAAGAAGAGAGUGAUGUAGAAAUGGAACCUGAGAGUAAUAUUUACGAAAAACCUGAAGCGAAUGAAGCCAAAGGUAAAUAUAUUCCUCCACAUUUGCAACGUAAAACUUUCAUAUCGGAAAGUGAUGAAGCAAAGAAAGAACAUCAAAUACGGUUGCAACGACAAUUACAAGGCCUAUUAAACAGGUUGAGCGAGUCAAACAUUGAGAGCAUAAUCAUUAAUAUUGAGGAGUUGUAUCAAAGAUUUACCCGACACGAUGUGACUUCUUCUAUUACAUCCCUUGUCUUAAAUUUAAUUACUUCAAGGUCCACAAUAUUAGAUCAAUUUGUAAUUAUAUAUGCUACACUGGUAGCAGCAUUUUACAAGAUAAUUGGUAUCGAUUUUUGUGCUCAUUUUGUUCAAGAGAUGAUAGAAGAGUUCGAGAUAUACCAUAAACAAUACAGUAGCACAUCUGAUGAUGUAAAAAAUCUUGAAGGAGAAGGUGGAAAAGAGUGCACAAAUUUAAUCGUUCUAAUCUCGGAACUUUAUAAUUUUCAAGUCAUAUCAUGUGUUUUGGUAUAUGAUUUAAUUAGAAUAUUUAUUACUGAUUUGAAUGAACUUAACGUCGAAUUACUAUUAAAAAUAGUCAGAAGUUCUGGAUACCAGCUUAGACAAGAUGAUCCAACUGCCUUGAAAGAAAUAAUUCAACAGGUUCAAGCUGAAACCAGCAAAAAAAAUCCAAGAACGCUAGGAUCACGAUUGAAGUUUAUGAUUGAAACCAUUAUCAAUCUUAAAAAUAAUCGCUUCAAACAACAGGAUUUCAUAGCGAAUACAGAAAAUGUUCUUAGAAUGAAAAAAUUUCUUAACAAUCUGGGAAAGAGGAUUCAUGUUCAAGCGACAGAAACCUUGAGGGUUAGUCUUGAUGAUAUUAAAUCAAUUGAAACAAAAGGUAAAUGGUGGCUUGUUGGUUCAUCAUGGACUGCUAAUAUGGUUGAUGAUCCAUCAACUUCAACAAUUCCGCAACGCGUCGAGAAAAAUAAGUCAGCAACUGAAGCUUUAUUAAAGUUGGCUAAAGAACAAAAAAUGAAUACAGAUAUUAGAAGAAGUAUUUUUGUGGUCAUAAUGAGUAGUGAGGAUUAUGUUGACGCGUUUGAAAGGCUAUUGAAAUUAAGUCUUAAAGAAGUUCAAGAGCGUGAAAUUCCUCGUGUGCUAUUACUUUGUUGCGGAAAUGAAAAAACGUAUAAUCCGUAUUACGCAUUAAUAUCACAAAAACUUUGUGAACACGAUCAUAGUUAUAAAAUUACUUUUCAAUAUUGCUUAUGGGAUUUCUUAAGAGAAUGUGGAGAAAGUGAUAUCGGUGGUAUGGAGCUUGUUAAAAACACACCAUCAACAACUAUGGAAGACAUCCCACUAAGAAGAAUUGUGAACCUGAGUAAACUUUAUGCAUUAUUAUUAACUGGAGGUCAAUUAUCUAUAAUAAUUCUAAAGCUUUAUAAUAAUACGAAGAAUUAG